AAUAUUCCACGUAAUACAUCGGCUAGUUCCAGGGAGGGACUCUGGACUUGGUUGGGAUCAUCGGGAGCACAGAAUACACCGGGAAUAUAUUCACAUCAAUUCUUCAGAGAUAACACAAGACGCGUUGGGGCGAAAUAGAGGAGGUUUCGAUCUAGGACAGUUUACGAGGGGCAGGAAAAUGGAGUUGGAUGACGGAGUUGUGUACCAGGACGACCCGGGGACGUCAGCUAUUAUGUCGGAGCGCGUCUCGGGCCUGGCCAACUCCAUCUACCGUGAAUUCGAGAGACUCAUCCGCAAAUAUGACGAGGACGUGGUAAAAGAGCUCAUGCCGCUGGUCGUGGCGGUACUAGAGAACCUGGACACUGUGUUCGCCGAGAACCAGGAGCACGAAGUGGAGCUCGAGCUUCUCAAGGAGGACAACGAGCAGCUGAUCACUCAGUAUGAACGCGAGAAAGCGCUGAGGAAACACGCAGAGGAGAGGUUCAUUGAAUUGGAAGAUUCUCAGGAACAGGAGAAGAAAGAUUUGCAGAAUCAUCUGGAGAGUUUGGGGUCACAUUCCCGUCAACUGGAGCUGAAGAUCAAGAACUAUGCUGACCAGAUAAGUCGUUUAGAGGAGCGAGAGGCGGAACUCAAGAGAGAAUAUAAUUCCCUUCACCUGCGUCACACAGAGAUGAUCCAAAACUACAUGGAACAUGUGGAACACAUCAUGCUGCAGCAGACAGGAGGAGAGACCUCUCACACAGGAACCAUGGGCAGAAUUCGGAAAGAGCGUCCCCUGUCUCUGGGAAUCUUCCCCAUGUCUGGUGGAGGCAGUUCAUUGACGUCUGAUGUCCAGGGCAGAGCAGAGAUUCCUGGGAUUGAAGGAUGGAGAUUUAAUAAUCUCACUCAUCAACGCUCCAAUGCCAGCCUCAAGUUGGAGGCGGAGGACACUCCAAAGGAAAGGGAGGGUAAGGAUGUUCUGGAAGCUUGGGAUUCGCUGGCAAACGACUGCAAGGAUGAGCUGUCUGACCUCAGCCAAGGGGGCUCAAAGUCUAUCACGCCAAUGUCCACCACGGCCUCAGAUCUGGCCCUGGACUCCCACAGAGAGGAUGGAGAUGGAUUCUGGAAGAACACAGAGGUUCAGGCUGUUCCCGGUACCAGGAGCAUAUCUGCGGGUCUGGCUGAUAAUGACGAGAAGUCAGACGUUCAGGCGAUUAUUGAGUCCACACCAGAGCUGGACAUGGAUCUCAGUGGAUGCAAAGGAGCAAGCACCCCGUCCCGAGGUAUUGAGAACAUGGCGUUUGACCGGAACACAGAAUCUCUGUUUGAAGAGGUGUCGUCAGCGGGCUCGGGAUUGAUUGGAGAUGUAGACGAGGGAGCAGAUCUGUUGGUGGAGUACUCCGGCAUGAGUCGAGAGGUGGAGAACCUCAUUCAGGAAAACGUGCAAUUGUUAGAGACAAAAAAUGCCCUGAACGUGGUGAAGAACGAUCUGAUCGCUCGUGUGGAUGAGCUCUCGUGUGAGAAGGAGGUUCUUGAGGGAGAACUGGAUGCCGUUCUGCAGACAAAAGCCAAACUGGAGGAGAAGAACAAAGAGCUGGAGGACGAACUCAAAAAACUGAAAGCAGAAUCAGAGAUGCCUAAACAGAAUAAUAAUAAAGACGAAGAUGAGAGUGAUGUGCCCACAGCACAGAGGAGAAGGUUCACACGGGUGGAGAUGGCUCGCGUUUUGAUGGAGAGAAACCAGUACAAAGAGAGACUGAUGGAGCUGCAGGAGGCCGUCAGGUGGACCGAGAUGAUCAGAGCUUCAAGGGAAAACACAGAAGUUGCCGAGAAGAAGAGGUCAAGCAUCAGGCAGUUCUUCAGCCGUCUAUUUAGUUCCUCCAGUUCUUCUACGUCGAGCAACACACCGAGGGCUCUGCCGUCCAACGUGAAGUACAAUCCACCCAGCAUCAUGAAGAAGAGCAACACCUUCUCCCAGUUCCCCAGAGAAAAGUCCAAAGCAUUCGACUUCCUCCAAGAAGAGGUUGACUCAAGUGGUUCUCUGUCCCGUCGCGAGCAGAAGCGUGCUCAGUACCAGCAUGUGAAGGCUCACGUGCAGAAGGAGGACGGCAGGGUGACCGCUCAUGGCUGGAGCCUCCCGGGCAAAUACAAGGUUGCCAAUGGUGGCUAUGCAGAGAACAAAAUGAACUUACCAGUUCCCGUGUGCCUCAAGCCACUGGAACAGAAAGAUGCUUCUAUGAAGCUCUUGUGUGCAGCAGGAGUGAAUCUCUUGGGUGGAUGGCCAAGUGAGGGAAGCUCUGGGCUUAGUGGUCAGGAGUCUGUGGUGGAUACAGACACCUCCAAGCAGAAGAAAGGAUCUCAGAGCAGUCUGGACAAGCUGAAACAGGAACCUAAGGAUCAUGAGAAGGAGCAGACAGUGCAGGUGGAGAUGUCCAGUCGGGUUUGGAUAUGUACAAGCACUCACUCCUCCACUAAAGUGAUGAUCAUGGAUGUGACGCAGCCCUCUGACCUGCUGGACAGUUUCUAUGUCUGUAACUCAUGUGUACUGUGUAUCGCCAGUAUACCAGGUGUUUUGGAGACAGACUAUCUCGCAGGGGAAGAGAUUCCUCAGGAUGUGGAGGCGGGGCCAGACCAUUUAUUGGCCAGUCACAGCUCACAGGGCAGUGAAGGAGUGUUGAGUGACGUGUCAGUGGUUGGCUGCGGUGCUGAAGAGUCCAGCACAGGAUCUCAGAUGGGCAGCGCUGGAGCCAAUGAACAAUCAGCAGAACAAAGUCCUGUCAAAGGCAAUGUAGACCUCUCCAGAGCUCCCAGUGAAGAUGAAGUCACUGCUGCAGAGGAAGCCAUGGAGGCCACCGAGGAAGACCAGGUGAGCCCAGGACAGGACACCAGUCAGCCAGGAAUCUACACAGAACAUGUGUUCACUGACCCACUGGGAACAGAGUCUUCUGGAGCUUCAACCGGCAAUAUCCAGAGGGAGUCAGAUCAGGACAGGGAUAAUGUGCCAUCUACAGGUGACAAAGCAGAUCUGGCGAGAGAGGAGACCCAGCGAAUGAGCAGUGCACUUCCUACCAUGUGGCUGGGGGCCCAGAACGGCUGUUUAUACGUGCACUCAUCAGUUGCUCGGUGGAGAAAGUGUCUCCAUGCUGUCAAGCUGAAGGAUUCAAUCUUAAAUAUUGUACACGUGAGGGGACGUGUUUUAGUGGCUCUUGCUGAAGGUACUCUGGCCAUCUUUCACAGAGGGCUUGACAGCCAAUGGGAUUUAACCAACUACCACCUCCUGGACCUCGGGCGACCACAUCACUCUAUCCGCUGCAUGACUGUUGUGCAUGAUAAAGUAUGGUGCGGCUACCGGAAUAAGAUCUAUGUGAUCCAGCCAAAAGCCAUGAAAAUAGAGAAGUCAUUUGACGCCCACCCACGUAAGGAGAGCCAGGUGCGUCAGCUGGCCUGGGUGGGCGAUGGUAUCUGGGUCUCCAUCCGUCUAGACUCCACCCUCCGUCUCUUCCACGCUCACACCUUCCAGCAUCUGCAAGAUGUUGACAUUGAACCUUAUGUCAGCAAAAUGUUGGGUACAGGGAAACUUGGCUUCUCCUUUGUGAGGAUCACAGCCCUAAAGGUGUCCUGUAACCGGCUGUGGGUGGGAACAGGAAAUGGUGUAAUUAUCUCCAUCCCACUGUCAGACUCUGUGGGUCAGUGUGGAUUUUUAGGUCAGAGGGCAGUUCAUAAGACUGUCGGAGCUAUCGCCUGUCGUCCAGGUGGGGCAAUAAAAGUGUAUGGCAAUGAAACCGUGGAUGGUGCGAUGACAGGCUCGUACGUACCAUACUGCUCCAUGGCACAUGCUCAGCUCUGCUUCCACGGCCACAGGGAUGCUGUUAAAUUCUUUGUUACUGUUCCAGGUCAGGUAAUUGUGCCAGGAGCUGCAGGAUCUGAUGGUGGGUUUGAAAACUCAGAUGCUUCAGCUUCAGAUAGCAAGAACAUGCUCAUUAUGAGCGGAGGAGAAGGAUACAUCGACUUCAGAAUCGGUGAUGAUGAUGGUGGUUUGGGCCGAGAUGAAGAUGAGGACUCUGUGGAACCCACUUUGAAACUGCAGUCGGCCCCUGCCAAACCUGAGCGCAGUUAUGUUAUAGUCUGGCAGGUGGCAGUAGGCAGUGAGUGACUGACAAAUCACUGCUGGGAGUUUAAGAGAGAACUCUACGUCUAGGUCAACCCAACAUGGGCUUAUUAUUUUACAAAAGACUUUUCUUCUUAUUAAUACAGAUAUGAUUAAUAGUGUUGUUUUUUUAACACCUACAUGACUUCUUUAAUCUUAGUAAAUGUUUAUUUAUUUGUUUUGUUUGAAAUCAAUAUGGCAUUUAUCCAUGAUGUGACUCAGUGAAAAGAAAUCAGAAGGAAAAUAAAGGAACAAAAUGAUGACUUGAAGGACAACACAAAGUCCGUCCACAACUUUAUCGUAAAUGUGGCUGUUUCUGUGUUAACAAGUCUUGAAAAUCCUGUUCUAACCGUUUGCAGCUUGGCCAGGUGUGUCAUUACUUAAAGGUGAAGUGCGUAAUUUCUGCAUUGCUUGCAUCACCAAACGGAAUAUGCAAAAAAUAAUGACUUUUCUAAACUGGUUUCCCAAACACUGUUGUUCGCCAUUGGUCGAUCAAACAGAUAGUCCCACCCCAAACCCAUGACAUUGGUGGAGCCAAUGUCGCUGUGUCAGACCGGUCAGGAUGUGCAAACAAACAAAGCAACAUUUUAAUAAUGUUUACUAUUCUUUUAAUGGCUUACUUGAGUUGUCUCACGCUGAUAUACGAUAAAGUGUUUUAACAUCAAACAAAUUACACACGUCACCUUUAACUGUAAUGUUCUUUUUUUAGCUGCUUCACAGUAUUAUGAUUAUUUAUUUAUUUUCAUAUAUUGAUCAGCGAAAGAUGGUGAUAUUUCUCUGGAGCUCUGCAUUUGUGCACUAUGGCAGUGGUAGCAUUGUGUAGUUCUUGUAUAUAGAAACUCAGAGAGCUAUUUUUGCUAUCUGUACGGCAUAGAUAUUGUGAGUGGUGUCUCAGCACCUUAAGGCAUGGCGUGUGCGUCUGUACGCUUGUUCCUAGCGUGAUUUCUCGCCUGCAUGAGUCUUGUAUCAUUCCUAAAUGGAGCUCUGGAGCUUUCCAGUCUAAAAUAUGUUGUUAGCAUUGGGCUUCCCUCAUGUUAGAGCUCGCUGGCACUUUAAAGACAGUAACAAGCAUAGACAAACGUUAAAAUGAGCUAACGUCCGGAAAGAACAACAUAUGAUAGCAUUUAUUUCAGCAGAGAGGGUCUCCCCUUUUACCAAAGGAUGAAAUGUAGAACAAAUACUAAACAGCCUAAUUUUAUGUAACGCUCAUAUUUUGUGUUGCUAAGGCUAUUUGAUGUUAUGUAAUUCUUUUGAAUGGGGAAAAUGGAUGAAAUGUAUAAAAAAAAGUAAAAGACAGGGAUUGUAUAAAUCGUGUUUACCUGUGUCAAAUAUAUUAUUAUUUUAUUUAAUCUUUUUGCUUCAGCACUUAGCAUCAAAUUAAUGUAAGUCUUGUCUAAAGUUUGUUUACCCGUGUUCCCUGGUCCUGGGUUCGAGUGUGUGCAGUGGCCCCUAAAAGUAUUUGGACACUUUAGCCAUGUUUCAGAAUGCAUGAAUGUCAUUGCAUUAGAUAACAAAAUAUCAAACCCAGUGGCAUCUAAAAAUUAUGCUAGACCUUUUUUUCUUAGAACUAUUAAUUGUUGCAAUUACUUCUAACCAAUUCAAGGUGAUUUCUACCUGUUCCCCCCCCCCGAAACAAGAAAAACGUUCGUGCCCCCGUAAAAAUUGAAAAUGAUUAAAAAUUAAAUAAACUUUUCACAUUUUACUACAAGGUUUAACUACGUUUUCUUCCAUCUUUAUAUUGGGACAAAAAUACAAUUAAAACUGAACAAUAAGUUAAAAUGUUCACUAAAAAGGAUCUAAAUGAUUUAAUUGUACUUAUUAUUUAUUAUUUAAAAUGAUAAUUAUGGCUACAUACUUUCAAAACAUCAAUAAAAAAGUGGUACUACUGCAGGAGCAACCCCUGUGAAUGAACACAUUGCAAAUUGCAAAUGUUGUCAGCAAAUGACUAUUACAUGAGACAGGGAGUGCUUAGCCACUCAGAAAGUUGAAUCCUUCAGUCAUCCACAUAUAACUAUCAGAACGUUUAAUAUCUAAUUGGAGACUUUAAUUUGAAUUUUUACACUUUUUUUUAAUAAAAACUGAUAAUUUCAAGGAUUCAGACAUGUGAAUGAAAAUAAGCCUCAGCAGUCUCUAUAAAAAAGUUGUUAAAAUUCCCAUCUAGUAAUAAUAAACUACGGUGAUUGGCCCGUCCUGACCUGCAUUGAAAAAUUUAAAGGUAUCACAAGACAUGUAAGCGCAGCGUAAUUCCAGCGGCUGUACAUCAUCGCACCAUUAGCGGGGUAACUCCCAGCCAAUCAUACGUAAGCCGUUGCUUUAUAAGUCUGCUCACAAUCUAUCAUAUUGCUGUUUCAGUGUGCUAACACGCCAACCUCCACCACCCCACCACCACCUGUUGAGUCCCGUCCUGCAUGGGGGUAGUCUCCUCGCCCAUUCCUCCUAUCUCCGGCAGGAUGUGACGGUUCUGAGUACAACUUAUUCGGACCGCCAGACGGGGCCUAUGCCAAAGACAGAUUUUACUUUUCUGUUUUAUAUCCAUCAAAUAAAUGUCAUCUUAAAAUUUCACUCAAGUCUGCGAGUCUUCCUGAUAGAAAGUGACAUCUACACUCUGUCAGGACCUCUGGACAAUAAUUUACACUUAAUGAUACUGACAAACUUUAACAACCAAUGAAAUAAAAACGGACCUUUCUGCCAUCAUUUACUCACACUCGUCGUUCAAAAGCAGUAUGACUUUUUUAAUCCAUGAAACACAAGAUUGAGGGAUGUUAUUCAUUUUAAAUGGUGUAUAUUUAUUAUUUUAUACAUUAAUCUUGUGAACGUGUCCCAUCUAUUUACAUUAAAUGCCACUUGGUUUGAUAUGUAAUGCAAUGACAUUCAGAUAUUUUUAAGUGUGACUUAAAUGUCUCUUAAGUGUUUUGGAGCCACUAUAUUCUCAGUUUUCUAAUUGUAAUCAGAGUUUGGCACUCAUUUUUGUAUUUGGUCUGUAAGACACUUUUAGCUGUACCUUGAUGUCUUGUUGAAACAAAUGCAGCAAAGGCUAAUGUUGGACUUUUUAAUGGGUUGGUUUAGGACCUUUUUUUUUUUAUUAUUCUCACACAUAAAGGGAAAUCAUUGUUGCCAUUCCAGUAUUUCUUUUUCAUAAUGAACUUUUUGGUUCAGAAUGUAACUUUUUACUGUUAACAAGAACAAUAUUGUUUCUUUUAAAUCACCUUUAAGAAGCGAAUAUCUGUCUUUUUUCAUGUUGACUGAUAAUGUUGACAGUAUUAGACAGCUUAUGAAGUAUAACCUCUGUGGAUCUAUUGGAAAUCAACACAUUCAUUGUAUGAAGUUAUGCAUGUUUUUUUUUGUUUUGUUUUUUACAGUAUACUGCAGUUUGUUUGUUAAAAUAUCUGUUAAUUGCCACCUUUUUGGGUGGUUGGUUCUAUGUAUGUGUGCACAUCUGAUUGUGAAAUAUUACUGGAUUUGUGUGCGUGGAUGAGCGUGUGCAGUUGCUAUUUCCCUUAAAAUUUCACUGGACUCGCUGUGCGUGCCACAACUUGUAAUUACUGUUUUUUUCUUGUCAAUAGUUUGCUCAAACUGCAUCAUAGCCUUAUUUUUAAACUCUAUUAAACUCAAUUUCAU
This is a messenger RNA of Xyrauchen texanus (razorback sucker), 7744 nucleotides long. RefSeq names its product C-Jun-amino-terminal kinase-interacting protein 4-like. Gene Ontology annotation, cellular component: cytoplasm. The transcript is spliced from 32 exons. Gene Ontology annotation, molecular function: signaling receptor complex adaptor activity; JUN kinase binding; MAP kinase scaffold activity. Gene Ontology annotation, biological process: vesicle-mediated transport. Lineage: Eukaryota; Metazoa; Chordata; Actinopteri; Cypriniformes; Catostomidae. The record is from RefSeq and is a predicted model, not a curated record. Bases 179 to 4132 code for a protein of 1317 amino acids.